Pelmatolapia mariae (spotted tilapia) is the source of this 5745-nucleotide messenger RNA. It is a transcript of the gene ldlrap1a, whose product is annotated as low density lipoprotein receptor adaptor protein 1a. The transcript is spliced from 10 exons. The record is from RefSeq and is a predicted model, not a curated record. Bases 82 to 1017 code for a protein of 311 amino acids. Lineage: Eukaryota; Metazoa; Chordata; Actinopteri; Cichliformes; Cichlidae.
UCCCCAUCAGCAGUCCGGUCAACAUUUCUCCUGGAACACUUCGGGGAACUUCACCGACUUUCUGCACUUUAAUACACCGACAUGGAUGCCCUCAAGUCGGCUGGAAGAGCUAUUAUCCGGAGCCCAAGUAUGGCGAAACAGUCGUGGACUGCCAGCAAACACAGAAAGCUCCCAGAGAACUGGACAGACACGCGGGAGACCAUCUUAGAGGGCAUGACCUUUAACCUUCGACAUCUCGGCAUGACACUGGUGGACCAACCCAAAGGAGAGGAGCUGUCAGCAGCUGCUGUAAAGAGGAUUGUUGCCACGGCUAAAGCCAGUGGGAAGAAACCUCAGAAGGUCACUCUUAAAGUUUCUCCUCAGGGAAUUGUCCUACAUGACAGCUCAACAAAUAAACUCCUGGAAAACGUGUCCAUAUACAGGAUAUCCUACUGCACGGUGGAUAAACUACACGAUAAAGUCUUUGCUUAUAUCGCACAAAACACCCUGAAUGGAACCCUGGAGUGCAACGCCUACCUCUGCUCAAAGAGGAAAGUGGCUCAGGCUGUGGCGUUAACAGUAGCCCAGGCCUUCACAGUAGCUUUCGAGCUCUGGCAGGUGGCCAAAGAAGAGAAAGGGAAGAGAGCGAAGUCUGGGUCCGCUGGAGAGGCUAGCAGCAGUUCUCAUUCAGAGAGAUCGAACAGCUUUGGGAGUUUGAAAGGGACAGAUGUGGCUACAGAUAUGUUGUUGGACUUGGAGAAGAGUGUGAAUGUGGCAGUGGAGACCAAUGGAAACAUCGGAGAGGAUCAGCUGGAUAACCACAGACAGACCUCUGAGUCCAACAACAAUCCUGCCUGGGAAAUAGAAGAUGGUUUGGAUGAAGCCUUCUCCAGACUGGCAGUGUCACGUACUAACCCCCAGGUCCUGGACAUUGGGGUGACCCCCCAAGAUUGGCUCAUUGAACCAGACUGGGAUGGCACCAAUGGAAACACUCCCAACAAUGUCAGCCCAUUUGAGGAUGACUUCUUGGGCUUCUGACCACUGCUGCACUGCUGUGAGAGAGUCAACGACUAAGGGGACGGAGCAACAACAGCAAGUCUAACACAAGUUUCUUAAAGACCAGCUACACUGCUCUUUGAAAAAGCCUGACAUUCACUUCCCUGGAGUCUAUUUUGUUUGACAUGCUUGUUCUUUAAUUCUGCUGUGCUCUACAGUGCUGGUCAUGGUGCCCUACUUCUGUCAUCGCCUCAAGUAUCAUAUGCUCCCCAAAAUCACCAGUCUUCUCUUUGAAUGUUUGCCUUUGUGCCACUUAAUUUAGUUUCUUUAAUGUCAGACAGUUUGUCCCUAUACUCUACUAAAUUAUUAUUCAUUCGAAGUAAUUUCUUCAAUCCCUCUGCUCUGUAGACACGCUUGUUUUACAUCAGUAUGGUUUAAGAAACUGAUAUGUGAAUGAAUUUGUUGAUUUUUAAUCUUCAUCCCACAUUAAAGAGUAACCAAUGUUUCAAUGCUUUCUGUGAUCAAAAGUGUGAAGCCUAUAUGCCUCAAUAUCACAGGCAUAUAAAUUAAACACCAAAGAUCAGCAAAGACGAGAUUUUAUAGCUGCUGUUAAAUUACUUUUGUGGAUUUUUCCUUCUUUCAUUUGGAACACCUUUCCAAAGUCCAUUCAAUAAACCUUUCCUCUGUUGAGCUACACUUGUCUUCCCUGUACAACCAUUUGAUAUUAUUGUUAAUUCUUUUGAACAAUUCUGCAAAUUUAGAUGAAAACAGUUUCCCAUUCAAGAGUGACCAGUUCACUGGAUUCUAACCAGUGGCUGCUGAGUUUGGCUCCUGAAAAACAGCGAAUGCUAGCAUACAAUAUGUGCUAUAGCUAUCAAGCUAACGAAGCUAAAGUUAGCUCCAAGUAAAACCUUGUCUUGAAGGCUAUAGUAUUGCCAAAUUAGUGACUUUGUCGCUAUAAUUAGCGAGUUUUCAGACCCCCUUAGCGACUUUUUUUCUAAAAAGUGACUAGCAACAAACAUGGCGACUUUUUCUGGUGUUAUUAGGAAGACUUAUGAUGAUUUUUUGACGUGAAAGCACGUAUCGCUCUUACUCUCAACAAGCAGCGGGUGCUGCCGUGGGCACCUCGGCUUUGGCGGCAGGUAGUCCUCAUACAGGAGUCACCCCCAUCUGCUGUCAGAGCAGGAUAUGUUCACCCCUACACGUCCAAACUGCAAAUGAAUCGCACAUGAGCGAAGCCGCUGCUCCCGCCUUGACUGUAACGCAGUCAGUUCUUCUUUUACUGUUACUUUUUGUGGAUCACAAGGUUUAAAACUACUUAAAAACACACACACAAAAGAAGUAACUCUGCCAGAGUCACUUUUGACUGGUCCCAAGCCUGGAUAAAGGAGGAGGGCUGGAACUGGGACAUUAAAAAAAACAUUAAUUGCUAAAAGAAAUUUAAUUUGUAGUUCUAAAUAUAUUCUAAAUGUAUUUAGGAUGUUUUUUUUUUUUUUUAAACUAAUUUUAUGUCUCUUCCACGAUGUUAUUUCUCUCUCCUAUGGCUCGGUUACAAUUACAUGAGCAUAAACAAUUAUGCAAAUUAGGCGAUGAUGUCAUUUAGCGACUUCUAGCAACUUUUAGGACAACCAAUAGCAAUUUUCCUUACUGAGGAGUUGGCAACACUGGCUAUAUGCCUAUACUGUUAGCAUGCCUAAAGACUUGUGGUUUUCAGAGGACAUUUAAUCAAGAAAGAAUCGUGUAAAGCUGGUAAAUCCUACAAGUUAUAUAGUAUUAAUAAAGAAAUAUUAAAGGCCUUACUAUUACAUUCAAACCAUUCUCACAUCAAAAGACAAAAAGGCUUUAAGGAUAAAGACUAACCAAUGUGCUUGGUACGUUUAGUGGUUGGUGCUGUUCACCCAAAUCCAAUAAAGAGUGCAGGCUUGCUAAUUAGCAACUAUGAAAUGCUAGCAUCCACAAUGUCACAAAUGCUGCAUAAACACAAUGCUGGUUUAGAAUAGGACUGUCUAGUUAGCUAGUUAACCAGACAUGCUAACAGUUAUUAGAGUAAAUAUAAGUUUUCACGCUUUUGGUUUCAGAUUUUUUUGUUUGUUUGUUUUACAAAAGUCCCAAACUGUGUAAAAGGUGCUGCUUAGGCUAUACUUAAAUGUGCUUAUCAGUGAAAAAUUCCUCUACUUGUCUUAUUUUUCCCUUUCCUCAAGAGUUCUCCUUCACUGAUUCUCUCAUUUUCCUCCUCCCUUUAGUCUAUUUUUUUCACUUGUUUACCAGGUAAAGUGUCCAUCUCAGCCAGUCUGAGACAAAAAGGUGAUAAAUGGGCAGAAGAGCAAGCGAGGGAUAGGCAGUGGGCCGGGGCCGAAUGAAUAAGAGAGAGCAGAGCUGAUGCCGAGAGGGAGAAGGCAGCUAACGGGAGCCUGAAAGUGGAUAUAAUGAGAAUCAGGGGAGAGGAAAGAAGAGAGAGGACAAGACUGGUGAAGGGUAGAAACAAGGAAGGGUGAUGUGAUAUAUGAGGAAGAGAGCAUUGUGACAGAGGGAUUGAAAGUGAGGGUGAAGUCAUAAAUGGGGGAGAAUGCAGGUGUAUAAAGGUGGCUGGGGACAGAGGAAGAAAAAAGAAAGGCUGAAGAAGUAGGGAGAGGGUGAAAAAUGGAUGGCAGGGCGAGGCCUUGGCAGAAUUGAUUUUGAUGAGAACGCAAAGCCCUGCUCUCUCUCAGCACGCGGCGGUAUUUAAAUCGUAUAUGUGCGUAUACGUGCUCCUUUUUAGCAGUCAUCUCAACCAGCGAGGCAUUCAGACAUUCACUCAUUAUCUCUAAUAAGGAUGCAACUCUGCUGAGUUCAGCUUCGCAGCAUUUUUCUGUCUGACUUUUUGAGGGAACUCAACUAGAGAGCAUCGGUGUAAAGGGGCUGCUGUCCAAUAUAUUUGUGCAGAUAAUACAAUAUAAUUCAACAGGAAACUUUAAAAUAAAAAGAAGCCUUUAUCUUUAGCCAGAUGAUGUGCUUUGCUCCUUCUUCUGUAUCCCUUGGAGUAGUAACACUAUAAAAAUGUACACUGGAUUUCUCAUUUAUUAAUAUUGUAUCCACAUCUGCUUAAAAGCUUAGGUAGCAAAUAAUGAUUUCCCUUGACUUCAAAUAUAAUCUCCAUUUGUUUUUGCUUUUGAGAAUUAGCUUCUCCUUAUUUUACAUAUAUAUGUUUUUGUCUGCAAAUCCCAGGAAAAAACUAAAGGCUAAUCUGCCCGCAGCGCUCACUUUUCAUCCAUCUGCUCCGACUGAAGACAUAAACCUUUAGAAUUGCCAUAAACACAUCUACUUUCUGUUUUUAAACAUGGAACAUCUGGGCAAUUUAGAUUUUUUACCCACAAAUGUUGCCUAAUCAGGAAUUAGCAGAUUAUAUAUGUUGGGGACUACUUUCAGCUGCUGUUAAGUACACGCUGGUGGUAAAUGGACUGGUACUUAUAUAGCAGUGGUCCCCAACCCCUGGGCCACGGACCGGUAACGGUCUGUGAGUCGCUUCGUACCGGGCCACAAGAGUUGAGGCUCAGGUGUGAAAUUGAUAGUUUUCAGGGUUUUUAUCAGUUUUUAUUGUUAUUUUUUAUAGUUUUUAUCAUUAACUCAGUUUCCCUGGGUCUUUUCCCGUGUGUUAUGAAUAGGGUUAUUCAUACCCUACACAAAAAAGGUUGGGGACUGCUAUUAAAUAGCGCUCUUUUAACUCUGAGUGAGCAGUCAGAGCGGUUUUUACUGCAAGCCUCUCAAGCUUCACCCAAUGACUGUUUUUUCUAGAUCUUGUUAGACAAGUCUUAGACAAGUGCCUUCAUCUAACAUUCACGCACACGAUGGAUGCAUCUGGGGCAACUUGGAGCUCAGUAUCUUGCCCAAUGUUACUUCAACACACAGACACGGGAAUAAACCACCAGCCUUCUGAUUGGUAGAUGACCCGCUCUACCUCCUGAGCCACACCCUACCCAAAGCUAAUUAUAAAUGGCUAUGGUUAGACAUACUUUGUAGCAGGACUAAUUGAUUGUUGAUUUUGGUCUUUUUUAAUGAAAUUUUUUUUUACAUAUUAAUUAACUCCUUCCUGCAUAAAAUGCCCUGCUGGAAUCUUGAGUCGAGGCGGUUGGAUCCACCCACCUAUUGUUAGGAUCAAUACUAGUGUGAUACGAUCAAUACUUUGAUUCCGUCGUCUAAGUUCAAUAUGGAGCCCACUGAAGUGUGUUAAAUAACUUUUUUGGGAAAUAAGAAAAAUACGUUAUACUUUAAACACUAUGAAAAGUGUCUUCCCUCUUUUGUGUUGACUGUCAUGUCUAUUUUAUUCAUAUCCUAUAGCCCAUUUUAACAGCAGAAGUUGACCCACGGUGCUUUAGAGACAGGCACAUUUACAUUCCAGAUGUAAAUGAAAAGCUGAAAGUUGUGUUUCGUUGUGUUAACCAAUUAUUGCGGAAAGUAAAAAUUACGAUGAUUUAGUGUUUAAAAUACCAUAUUUAGUGUCAUAAAUCCUGACACACUGCUCUGCCCUACAUAAGCUGCCUUCAUGGGUCAAGAGUAGCAGUAUUGGUACUGAUAAUGCCUGCUAUGUAUUAAUUGGUAUCGGAUCAAUACAAAAACUUGCAGAUAAUCCUUCCGUGGUUGGGCCACAUAAAACUGAUUAGUUUGGUUGUUACAUUAGACAUGAAUAUGAAUUUGAACUGUUCAACUGUCAAGAGUAUUAAAGAUAAUGACACAUGUUUAAGUUGUAUUUUUAGUUAUUGUAACAACUGAAAAAUACACUUAGUAGCACAUAGA